Paramuricea clavata is the source of this 2893-nucleotide messenger RNA. The record is from the annotation of a GenBank genome assembly. Lineage: Eukaryota; Metazoa; Cnidaria; Anthozoa; Malacalcyonacea; Plexauridae.
AUGGAUGAUAAUGAAGUUGAUCAACAUAAAGAUACUUGGAAAUUUAUAAAGAAACAUCUGAAUGAUAUGAAAGAGGGUGAGGACAUUACAUUUGACCAGUUGCUUGUAAAUCUUAAACUGACAGAACAAAACUAUUUGCUAGCUGUUCAAUCUAGUCUCAAGACACCAACUAUAUUCUUAAAAAGGAAACCGAACGAACUAAGGAUCAAUAAUUAUAAUGCUGCAUGUCUCAGUGCAUGGCGUGCAAAUAUGGAUAUUCAGUUUGUACUAGAUGUAUAUGCAUGUGCAAUAUACAUUGUAUCAUAUAUAUCCAAGGCUCAAAAAGGCAUGAGUGAGCUAUUGAGAACAGCUUAUGAAGAAGCAAAAAGGGGAAACUCCAGUAUUAAACAACAAGUGAGAGAUAUUGGAAAUAGGUUUUUGAACAAUGUUGAAAUAAGUGCACAAGAAGCAGUCUAUAUAGUACUUCAACUUCCAAUGAGGAAAUCUUCUCGUCAAGUAGUAUUUAUAAAUACUUCACCCCCUGAGGAUAGAGUUCAGUUACUAAAACCAUUGCAAGAAAUUAAUGAUUUGGAAGAUGAUUCUAGAUCUGAUGAAAUUUAUGCAUCUGGUUUAAUAAAGCGUUACACAAAACGACCAGCCAGACUUGAAAAUGUGUCUCUUGCAGAUUGGGCUGCAUGGUACGACUCCACUGGUAAGCCAUAUAUCAAACCAUCUCGUGAAUUAGAUAUUGAUAAUUAUCCACUUGAGACAAACUUGAGUGAUAAUGACGAAAAUAAUGAGGAAGAAGAAAGCGAACAAAAGAAUAAAAAAGAUCUAAAGCCAGAAUUAUUCGACUUGUCUGUUUUAACAAGGAAGUUGAUUCUGAAAGGCAUUACCGUGAACUAAUCAUGUUAUUCACUUCAUGGAGGGAUGAAAUAACUGAUUUAUUGGGAAAUUGUGUUUCUUACCAAGAACACUAUUUACAAUGUAAAAAUACAAUAGACGAGCAAAUGAAAUGUUAUGCUAUGUGCAGUGAAGACCGGAAUGCGAUUCAAGACCAGCUUAAUAAUGUGGAAGAUAUGAUGAAAACUAUGACCUGAUUGCCCCAGGAACACAAAACAUUGAGCGUCAAGAUGAAGGUGCACAAGACCUUCAUCCAGAAUUCAAUGAAACCUAUGACCUAUCUGGUGAUUUUGGAAUUCCUUCAGCUGCAUCUAAUACUGAGCAGCUGAUAUUGCACGAAGAACAGGAUGAUGCUUACAGAGGAAUGGUACAAAAAUUAAACAGAGAACAAAAAUAAUUUUUCUUCCAUGUUUUAUAUCUUAUUAAAACUUCUGACAAUCCAUUCUACUGUUUUCUUAGUGGAGGGGCUGGAGUUGGCAAGUCACAUCUCACUAAGUGUCUUUAUCAAGCAGCAUUAAAAUAUUAUAAUACUAGAGCAGGUAAUGAUUUCCAUCAAGUGAAAAUAUUAAUGCUUGCACCAAGUGGUAAAGCAGCUUACAAUAUCAAAGGUAACACAAUACAUAGUGCACUUUCAAUACCUGCAUGUCAAUCUUUAAAGAAUUACAAACAUCUGGAUUCAAGCAGGUUAAACACCUUACGGUGUCAACUUGGUGGUUUAAAACUAAUAUUUUGGGAUGAGAUCUCAAUGGUUGGUAGUACAAUGUUCAAAUAAAUAAUAGACUGAAAGAUAUUAAAGGAAGUAAAGAAGAUUUUGGUGGUGUAAGCAUAGUUGUUAUCGGUGAUUUAUUUCAGCUGGAACCUGUAAUGGACAGGUAUAUAUUUAAGAAUCUGGACAAUUCAGAAUAUUAUGCAGUUCUUGCUCCUAAUAAAUGGCAUGAUCACUUCAAUAUGUUUGAAUUGGAAGAAAUUAUGCGCCAAAGGGAGAGUAAAGUGUUUGCGGAAAUAUUAAACAGACUUAGGGAAGGAAAACAUACUAAGGAUGAUAUUUUGAAACUAAAAGAAAGAUUAAUAAAAGAAAAUAGCAUCCAAGAUCCCAUGGAUGUGCCUCACUUGUUCAUACAAAAUCAGAAGGUAAAUGAAUUCAAUGAAAGAGUGCAUAAUGCAGCAACUGGUGAAAAGUUUUCAAUCAAAGCAAUAGACAGAGGCUGCUCCAUUUACUGUUCGGAGUACUCCGGAUUUUCGGAACACUAAUUAAAUCGAACCAACAAUGAUCACAUGACUGUUCUGACGGUCACAUGUCUGUUCUGGCUGCCCCUACUUUUGAGUAGGGGCAGUCAAAACAGUCAUGUGACCGUUUUCGGUUCGAUUCAAUUAGUGUUCCGAAAAUCCGGAGUACUCCGAACAGUAAAUGGAGCAGCCUCACAGUGUUGUAGGAGCUAACUCUGCUCAACUUCGAGAUAAAAUUUUGAGUCAAAUACCAGAUGAUCCUAGGAAAACUAGGCAAAUUGCUUCAAACCUUCAAUUGUCAGUGGGGGAAUCACGUACUGAUGAUGGCAUGACUAAUGGUGCUGGUAAUGUUGUUAAAAAGAUACAAUUGAAUCAAAUAGAUAAACCUUCCGGUAUAAUAUGGGUCCAAUUUGACCAUUCAGAUGUUGGAGAGAAGACCAGACAUGAAAAUAGACAUCUUUAUGUCCAAGGUAUUAAGUCCACAUGGACUCCAAUAAAGCCAAUCACAACUCAGUUUGCUGUGGGUAGAAACCAAACUGCGCAAGUUGUUCGAAAACAGUUUCCACUUGGACCCGCUGCGGCUAAAACAAUUCACCGUUCACAAGGUGACACUGAACAAAAAAUUGUUGUAAAUUUCAACACUAGAAGAACAAUACCACAUAUACAUUAUGUUGGUUUGAGCAGGGUAACAGCAAUUGAAGGUUUAUUUAUCACUGACCUAUGUGAAGAUAAAAUAGCUGUGAAUCCUCAUGUAGCAUCUGGAAUGGAACAUUUGAGAAAUUAA